This is a messenger RNA of Colletotrichum gloeosporioides, 387 nucleotides long. RefSeq lists its product as uncharacterized. The record is from RefSeq and is a predicted model, not a curated record. The coding region runs from base 1 to 387 and encodes 128 amino acids. NCBI's taxonomy places the organism in Eukaryota, Fungi, Ascomycota, Sordariomycetes, Glomerellales, Glomerellaceae. The transcript has a single exon.
AUGGCGAACGACAACGGCAAUUCCGGCAAUGACCCUCUCCCGGAUGCGAAGCCCAAGAACAAGUGCAUCGUCUGCGGCCAGAGAAACACCACCCGCAGGUGCACCAUGUGCUCCAAAGACUUGAUCUGCAGCACCGCAUGUCAGUACAGCGCCACCAUUGACGGCGUAAAUGCUACGCAUUCCAAGCUCUGUGUGGACUUGCCCCAAACCAUCGCCGACAUUCUCUUCAAGAGCAUCAUCAUCAAUCAGAUUCCCACCGACCAGAAGACCCUGUUCGACUAUCGCUUCAAUGAUUUCAAUGAUCAUGGCAAGAGGAUGCUUGUCACUGCGUACAAGCAUGCCCUCGUCUACGAUGAUUCAGCACUCGCGAACUGGACAUCUGGAUGA